Molecule: messenger RNA, 8977 nt
Organism: Diachasma alloeum
Lineage: Eukaryota; Metazoa; Arthropoda; Insecta; Hymenoptera; Braconidae
Gene: Pten
Product: phosphatidylinositol 3,4,5-trisphosphate 3-phosphatase and dual-specificity protein phosphatase PTEN
Exons: 8
Coding region: 578-2365 (595 amino acids)
Biological process (GO): phosphatidylinositol 3-kinase/protein kinase B signal transduction; negative regulation of cell population proliferation; regulation of phosphatidylinositol 3-kinase/protein kinase B signal transduction
Cellular component (GO): cytosol; nucleus; plasma membrane
Molecular function (GO): phosphatidylinositol-3,4,5-trisphosphate 3-phosphatase activity; protein tyrosine phosphatase activity; protein tyrosine/serine/threonine phosphatase activity
Source: RefSeq, a predicted model, not a curated record
CAAAGCCCAUGCCCUCCCUUGUAAUGCCGCAGGGCCGGUGGUGUCCCCCCGUGUUCGCAACUCUCCACGAAUUCCCAGUAAAGCCCUAAACUCGCCCCCGAAAGCCACGAAAAAAAUUGAAUUCCAGCGGUGAUAAAACAAUUACCCAAUCGUGAAUGAAGAGAGAGAGAAAACGUCGGAGAAAAAAAAACGUGUCGAGCAUAAUGCGUGUGUGAUACUGUGAUAAAACCCAUAGACAAGGAAGUGUUGAGGUUUCAUGUGCUGUGGGGGGAGAGAAGAGUGAGUGGGAUACCUUGAAUAAUACGGUAACGAGAGAGAGAGAGAGAGAGAGUGAGCAAAGUUGCAAGUGGGGGGCGAGGCGACCCGAUCAAGAGAGAGUGAACAGAACAAACGUUCUGCUGCAACGUUUCGUAUAUGGCGUAUUCUGUAACAAAAUGUGAUACAUCGUCAGUAAGGAUUAUUCUGUACUUCCAAUGUCACGAUGAGAUGCAUCCAAGUUUAACGGAGCUUGUAGUUAACAAUGAGAGGGAUGGAGUGGAAAAAUGAUGGAUAACGAGAUGGGAAACUUCCAGGACCUAUGCUCCACGCAUUGAUGGGUAUAUGCUUUUCCUGUAGGAGACCCUCUAGCAAUCGGCUUAAUAACAAGAUUUCUGAGCACAUAUCGGCUUCGGUAACACCCCUCCAUGUUUGUCUGGAGGAGCAAGGAGGAGCAGAACUGGGCUCGUGUGACGCCGUGGCUCGCAGGGCACAGGUUAAAACAAGUGGUGAGCAACUGGGUGAAACGAUUAGUGUUAAAUCGUGGGAGACCGAGGUAGGAUUUACUAAGGGUGGAUGUGAAGAUUGGGGACAACAGCCGAGCAUGGCCAAUACGAUCAGCAAUAUGAAAAUGACAAACCCCAUCAAGGGGCUUGUCAGCAAAAGACGAAAACGAUUUACCGAGGAUGGCUUCGACCUUGAUCUCACAUACAUAAGGGAGAAUUUGAUAGCAAUGGGUUUUCCUGCGGAAAAACUCGAGGGUGUGUACAGAAAUCACAUCGACGAUGUGGUUAAAUUUUUAGAAUCCAAGCACAAGGAUCACUAUAAAAUUUAUAAUCUCUGUUCUGAGAGAUCGUACGAUUGCAAAAAAUUCAAGCAGCGGGUUGCAACGUACGCUUUUGCGGAUCACAAUCCCCCCACACUGGAGCUUAUAAAGCCAUUCUGUGAGGAUGUGCAUGGCUGGCUAUCGCAGGACCGAAAAAAUGUUGCUGCUGUGCAUUGUAAAGCUGGCAAAGGUAGAACUGGGGUUAUGGUUUGCUGUUAUUUACUCCAUACCAGGCAGUUCUCCACAGCUAACGAGGCACUGAAUUUUUAUGGAACUAAGAGAACGACUGACAGAAAGGGAGUUACGAUACCUUCGCAGAGGAGGUACGUGGGGUACUACGCUACCUUAGUACAGGAGAGCUUGAACUAUCAGCCGGUUACACUGAUUCUUCGAAAAAUACUGUUGGAUCCAGUUCCAAUAUUUAAUGGGGGUCAAGGAUAUUUGCAUUUUGUGAUAUGGGAAUCAGAGAAACGGAUAUUUAGUUCAGAAACAAUUGAAGUUAGGAAAGGAAUGCCGUCUAUAUCAAUUUCAAUUGAUCAUAAUGUUCCACUGACUGGUGACAUUCGUGUAGAUUUUUUUAAUAAAAAACCAAAAAUGAAGAGAAAAGAGAAAAUGUUUCAUUUUUGGUUCAACACAUUUUUUGUACGUGAUUACUUGCCACCCGAGUACGGUGAUAAUGGUGAAUUACCAGUGGAACGCUCAACAAGAGCACUGAGCUGUGACGGUACUGCCAUGGAAUUGCCAAUGGUAACUUCACAUUCAAAAGCGAGAACCAGUUCAUUGGCGAGUCUUGGACCAAAACCACCGACGCUGGUACUUGCUAUUGACAAGUCGGGAUUGGACGAUGCGCAUAAAGACAAACACCAUAAACUUUAUAGUGCGGAUUUUAAGGUGAGUUUACUCAUGCAUCGACAGUGGGAAGUAACAGGAAGUGGUAUAACCCAGACAGUACCAACAAUGGUCCCCAGAGCGGAUGUACAAAUAGGCAUGAGUGGACAGGAGACACCGAGUGAAUCGAGUGAGGCUGACAGCAGUGAAUGUGAAACAACGGGUGACGAGGACGGAUGGGAAUCAGGUGAGUUCUCAGUAUCACUCGUUGCUAAACGUCAAUCAAUAACGCACAGCAUUAGCCGUACAACACAUCACCAACAGCCACAACAAGAACAACACAACAGUACUAGUCUCAUGGGUAUGAAGGGUGAUAAUGAUAAAAAUCAACAGAGUGGUGAGGAUUCAAAUGCCUCUAACGUAUUUACGAGAUCAGUCACAUUGGGUGACACAUGAUGACCUACAAAUCCACAUAUUCUUUCUCCUUUUUUUCUGUUGAUUAAUUGAUUUAUCGAUUGGAGAAUUGAUAAUAUUCAUAUUUAUGGAACUUGUAAAUUCGUUCUAUUUCUCUGGUUUUGAUAAUCAGGUUGUUUAUUAUUUUUACACGAUAAACACAAUUUUUUUUUUCGCAUUUUGCUCUCUUGUUGUCUUUACCACACACUCAUCGAUUGAAACCAGGGUUUAAUGAAUGAAAAAUGAUUUUUAUCUGACAAAAAUGAGAGUUAAUGUUCAGUUAACGAUAAAAAUCAACUUCUCAUUCAAUUAAACGACUGGAAAAAUUGUUUGCACUCCCUGAUUCAGGCAUGCACUUGUAGUUACAAUGAAAAAGUGCACGUAACAUUCACAUUCUGUAGAUCGAAUUGCUUGUUUCGUUUUGUUUCUAAGACUGACUCUAAACGUUCCGUGAAUUUGUCGUACUCAGAAUGAUAAGAACGAUAUGAUUUACCUCGAAAUUCUAUACCAUUCGUCAAUGAAGUUAUUAAUGAGAGAAUUAAUUUUAUUUAAUUGGGAAGGCCACUUGUGUCGUUAAUCUCUGUACAAUGUGCACUAGUUGAAUCUACUUAUUAUUAGAUUAUUAGGAAACGAUUGAAUGUUCAUUAUUGACGCACUCUCCACUGUCUCCAGUCUAACCAACUGCUGAAGAUUCGCAAUGCUGAUUAUAAUUAAAUGGACAGAUAUGAAACGAAGUGUUCGUUAUUUUCGUUUUGUUGACUCUAAAAUCGUGAUUAAAAAGCUGAUUAAUUGUGGAAAGAUGCUAUGAGUGGUCUGCGGAGUGAACAAACGAAAAUGUUGUGAUGUAUUUUAAUUCAAUUUUAUCAUUUUGGGGGGAUUUAUUAAUUCAUUAAUUCCAGAGCUGGGGGAUUCUAGAUAAAUUGUUGAUGGCAAUCCGAUGAAAAGUAGUGGAAAAAUCUUUUUAGUCGUCCUGAAUAAUAAAUUAAUACUAUUUCCAGGAAAUAGUCCUCAGCUCUGAUGAAUUAUAAAUGCGAUGGAUAAUCUGCUGUGAGCGGGAGUGAAUUUAUUGUCUCGCAUGUUCGAUUCUUAUGAAGUUUUUGAAGAAAAAAGCCACAGAAAGUGUUGGAUACAUAUUAAUUGGUUGUAUUGUACAAUGAUUACGUUGUGAUAUUAUAGCGUUACGAAGCCAUUUGUAUGGAUGCGAUAAUUGCUCGUCUCAGGCUCUCAAUCCCCAAUGUUUUAUGUUUUUAUUUUUGAUUUUUGUUGGACAUAUGAGCACGUAGGAUUUUUUUAUCACGUUUUGAUUCACACGAGAGUCAUUCAUUUGUCAUGGUUUUCCUUGAUUGAGCAUGAAGGAUCACAUGCAUGUGUAUUAUGUACAUGAUCAUUGCGCAGAGUGAAUUGUCCCUGAUGUUCAGGAGGGAAGUGGGGAAUUGGGAUGAGACGAUUUUUUUUAUUUUUGGAUUUAUCGGGGGAAGGAGCGGUUUUAGAGGAAAAUGUCAUAAGAUGCUUUUUGUAGAGGAGAAAAUUUCCUAAAAAAAUGACAUUUUGACAUUUUUGUCUAAAACCAUUAAGUAUGGAGAUAAUUUCAUUGACAUGUCUGUUAAUUGUUAAUUAAUCUUGAAAAUAAUUAGUUUGAGGAGAAUAAAUCGUCUCAUUCUCUUAUUUUAAACUUUCCAACUGAACGAAAUUCAAGUGCUCCUCCACUAUUUUUCAUACAUCUCCAAAAUAUCGCAACAAAUACAGGGAAAUAAUCCUUUCAUUUCAUUGAAUCACACACAACAAAGAGAAAAUAAAUAGAAAAUAAUUUCACAAAUGUGUGUCUGUUACCAUUCAGUGGACUUGGAUCAGCGGGUGGGCCGUUAUCGUCUGCUAUCGGAUGGAGGAAUGAUAGAUGUUUUGUGAGCCCCGCGUCGACAAUUCACACAUAAUCCCUCACGGCCAUCUUUAUUUCAUCCCUUCGAGCUUCAAAUAAUCACGCUAAUGAAAAAUCAUUUGAUUCAAUGACAAGACAGAACGAAAUGAUAAUUUAUCGAUGGAAUAUUAUGAAAAUUCGUCCUGAUCUUCGAUAUUCACGUGGUUUGCUACUGGUUCAAUGGUUCUGGAGUAUUUUUCGGUUUUGGGAUAACGAGCGAGGCGAGAUAUAUAUUUUUUAAUUACGUAUUUAAUUGGAGUCACCUCAGUUCUCGUGAUAUUUAUGGUUUUAAUUGUUCAAAUGACCGGGGGAAAAGGAAAAAAGAAGAGGAUUUUUUUUGUGAUUGCAGAAUCUUACGAGAAAAUGUCAAAACAUAUUUUUGCAGAACAUUUAAUUCCCUGCAGAAAAUUGUCUACACAUGUUUCCUACACUAGUUCUAAAACAUUUCAACAGAGAAAAUUCAAAUGAAAAAUGUCACCAACGAAUUGAAGCAGAAAAAAAACUCAAAUAAUCACAAAAAAAAUCCUUAAAUCACUACAUUUACUUAGUGCACUUGAUUCUCGCACAUCCUUACCAAAAAGCUCACAAAACACUCCGACAAUCGUUCAUUCCCACAACGGGAUUAAUGGCCUUAACAAAGUCCACAUAGAUUUUCAUUUAAUCACCUAGUUGAACUAGGCAAUUAUCUGCCUAAAGAGUAUGCACGCUCGUUAAUUGUUGGUGAGAGCCACGUUGCAUUACGCAAAACACUCGAGAUCCUUUAUCAACUGUAAAAUUCUUUUCAUUAUCAAUAGAAAAUAAAUUGAAAUUUUAACUUGGCUGCAACUGAGUUGAUUACCUGAGAAAUAAAUUGUCUCAAUCAUCAUCGGUUUUUUCAUUAUUUCGUAAUGAUACGAGUGAGGAAGGUGCGAGAGUGAUAGAGCGUCGAAAAAUUAUUACAUUUAUCAUUGAUUGAUGGUGAAUGAGAGGGCAGUGGAACUCUGAGGGGGGGGGGGAUAAACUAACGAGUAUAAAAAUAAUAGGACUAUUUUCAUAAGUGAUAAAUUGUAAGUCAAUAAUUAUUGAGUAGAGUGCGAGAGAAAAACGUGAAUUUGUGAGAUCGAUCUGAUGAGAAAACAUUGACAGUGAUUCGAGAGGUGAGAAUAAUCGGUGAGUGUGUGGAUUUUUAUCGAUAGUUGAAUUAAAUUGAAGGAAAUCAUGGAGUAAUACUGAUUUUAUGAUUUUUUUUCCUCAACUUUUUAUAUCAGAAAAACAAUUAUCUCGAUGGAUUAUGGAGAAUGGCUAAUGAAUUCACGUCUGUGUAAUGAUUUGUAUAAACAAUUGAGUUAUCAAUGGAUGGAGAUGAAAUAAUAAAUGUUGAUAUGAGUGAGUGAGGCUAAUUCAUUGUAUAUUUGAGUACGUACCUUCCCUGCAUUUCGUGGAAAGCCGAACGAAUGCAAAACAAAUCGUAAUGAUAAUGAAAAAAGAAUAUUUGAAAUAUAAGAUAAAUAUGUAAAUCUUCAAUCAAAACGACAAAAUAAUAAUAUUAAUUGAUAGAGGUGUGAUGUGGGGUGUGAAAGAAUCUCAUUGGAGGACAUUUAUUUUUUUUAAUGAACUGGAAUUUCAAAAGUUGAAGCUUAUUUCACCGUUUUAUCGAAUUUAAUCACCAGAAUAGAAUGAAAAUUGUCUCUGUUCUCCUUCAUUACCGAUUAUUUUAAUUCCAUUUGAAGAGUUGGCUGAUGAUGAGUGAAAUACUAAGACUUGUAACGUAAUGGCCACUGUAAGACCGAAGAAAGAGAAAUUCGACGAAUAAGAGUAAUGUUAAUUCUCAAUUAAUGAAGUUUUUUGUACAAAAAUGUCACGAAUGCUUACUUUUUUUUCUCAAUCGAAUGAUCAUUGGUUGCAUAUGCACACAUUUAAUUGUAUUUAUGCGUAGUUUAUAUUCUGUUAUUUGGGACAAAUAAUUGAUUGAAUUUGUUAAUCAAGAGUGAGUGGACAUGCAGUACGAGUGGACAAAGAAAUGAAUCUAUCUAGAAUUAAUAAAAAAAAAAAAUAAGUAUGGUUGUGGUACAGAUCUUUUCGAUCGGGAUUUCGUCAAUUCCAAUUUAAUCUCUUCAUGAUUUUAGGGAAGAGAAAUGGUGGAACGAGGUUGGGAAGGCGAGGCCAAGUGAUCUUUGCUCAAUCAUCAAUAUCUUUUGAGCAAAUGGCGCAAUCCGAACGAGUCAGCUCUCAUUAAUCUCGCUCCACCAAUUCUCCCCCCAAACUUCUCAUUUCUCUUCAUUCUCUUCCACAAAUGCAUGACAUACUUGCUUUUUUACAAACAAAAUAGUGUAGUAAACGGUGAGGAGAUGGUCGCCCGGUUACUCAAAAACUCAAAACAAUUGGCAACUGUUGAUUUCACAGUUACAUUAAUUAAAUAAUUUCAUUAGUACCUAAAAAAAAAUUAAAGGAGAUAAAUUCUUGACUGAAAAACAAAAUGGGUCUGCUUACAGGGGAGUCAACGUAUUUGUGACUUUGAGACAUGACUGAUGGCGGGCCAAUCAGAGAUAAACUCCUCACAGACGAUCAACUCCUGACUGCAACACUACUACAGUCGCUUUGAUUUUAAAAAAACUAUUCAAUAGUUAUUUUAUAACUGAAUCGAAUCACUUCGAUUUACCAUCAGCCAUCGCAUCUCCCGCCUGUCAUCCGCAUGAGAAAAUCAAUAUUUUUCGGUAGAUUUUUUUUUUCACUGGUCAUCCAAUAGUCGAGUCGAUUCAUCCCGUUCUAAAUUUUUUUGGCAAGCACAUUUCUCGGGGUUUUUUGUCAUCUGAUGGUUUUCAGAGAGGGGGAAUCUCUACUCAUUGUCUAGGAUUUUUCGUCAGUGAUGUGAAAGCACAAAUCUUCGUCACGAGAAUUUUUUCGAGCUCUUUAAAUUGAAAAAGAUCAAUUCAGUUUAAUUGUUUUUUUACAUUUUUCAUAUUUAUGAUACGAAUUGAGUAAAUUCGCCAGUUGAAGUUGCGUCAAUGAAUUGUUAAUUCUCCAUAAUCAACUGUCCUCCACUAGAUCAUUUGAUGAGCUUCGAUGGAAAUUCUCUUGAUCCAAAAAAUAACGAGCGGUACUUGAAUUUAGGUAGAAUGUCGUAGAGCAGUCGUCCACCGCGAAUAAAUGUAAUUUUAUACAUUCAAAUUUUAAUUAAACUGUCAUAAACAAGUGGAAUACUCCUCCAAAUUGAUUGAUUCAUAAUCAAAUCCAGUAGGAUCACAAGAAAUCGUGAUUGAUUCUACGAUUAAUUAGAAACAAAAUGAGAAAUCGUGAAUUACCUGGCAAUUGUGAUUUAAGUUGAUUUUUAAUUUACUUUUUUUUAAUGCAUUAGUUGACGAUUCCGUAGAAUAUUGUACACUUAAUUAUUUAUUCAUCUGACUCGUACUUGACGGUUACGACGUCUGGUCCAUUUAUUUAUUUCGUGUUAUUGGGGAAAAAUCGAGAGGAACAUUUUGUCAAUUAAUAUUGAUAUUCUAUUUUUUAGUCAACUCUAAUUCUCUUUGUUUUCAUUUUUCUUUUCGUCGCACAAUUUGGAGAGUAUCAGGUGAAUUCAUACCGAUUUUUUAUGGAUCUUUGAGCAAUUGAAUGAAGAGUACUUAUUUUUUUUCGAUUGUGCAGAUUUCGAGAUCGUGGGGAAUCCAGGGAUAAAGUGGUAAAACAAAUAGGGAAUUAUCUCUGUAAUGAGACAUUUUACGAGAGAAUGUCCAGGGAACAAAAUGCAGGGGAUAAAAUUCCCUGCAAAAAAGAUCUUCUGGCAUUUUCUUCUAAAAUUACUCAAAAUCGUCGGAAAUUCAUUCUUCGAAAAUCAGAAUUCACCACUUUACAACUCAAUUGUCACCCCCAAAUAAUUAAAACGAUGAAUAACUUCGAUUUUGUCCUCUAAUAAUUAAUCAAUAAAGCAAACAACAAUGAUUUCAUUUUCCAAAAAAACGUGAGCAUGAAAAACAGAACGAAAGGAAGAGAGAGUGAGAGAUGCGACCAAUCGAAUUCUUUCCAGGUUUAUUUUUGUACGAUAAUAACAUUUAUUAGGAUUUUUAAAAAAAUUGAUAAUUUCAGUGAAAUUUGCCUAGAGAGUACAAACAAGACGACUUGAUCUCAGAUAGAUUAAGAAUUUAAAAAAUGAAAAAAAAAAGUUAUGACGUGUUGGGAAUAAAAUUAAUGAGACUUUUGCUUAUAUUUGUAAUUAAAUGUGCUUGAGCAAUUUAUUUAGCUUGAUUGAAUAAUCAAUUUUUUCACGUUAAGACGAGUUAGGACACGAAUUUAUUAUUAUUCUUCCACAAUUUUUCAACUUCAUUUUCAUAAUUUUAAAUGAAUGAAGGGAGAGGCGAGGUAAAAUGGGCCUUCGUUAAUCAGUUGGCGAUUAAAAUUGAUCCAUUUUACCCCAUUCUCCCCUGUACAACAUACGAUAGCUUGAUAGUAAUUCGAAUGAACCGUGUGUGGAGAAUAAAUCACAGAGAAUCGAGUAGAUUCCGUGAUUUGUAUUCCUGUGGAUACGAGAUGCGAUGGAAUUAUAAUGAGUUUCAUUUUAUCAAUUGACGGAAAUAAUUGGAUUGUCGUGUGCUUACGAAUGCAUCCAUUUUCCCAGUCCUCGUCCUUCUAUAUUUUUUUUCAUACAGACAUUUAUUAUUUUUAAGGGGAUAUGUAUUACUUUAUGUUGCAAGAGAAAUAAAGAUGACUCAGAAAUCGAUUAAUAUUAA